Messenger RNA from Suillus discolor, 1074 nucleotides. RefSeq lists its product as uncharacterized. NCBI's taxonomy places the organism in Eukaryota, Fungi, Basidiomycota, Agaricomycetes, Boletales, Suillaceae. The record is from RefSeq and is a predicted model, not a curated record. Bases 1 to 1074 code for a protein of 357 amino acids. The transcript is spliced from 5 exons.
AUGUCCGCCCCUUACCCAUCGUCGACUGCCCCAAUAUCCGGUAUCACAUCUCGCCAUUUCUCACCUACAGGACAAACACACCACAUUCAGCAGCCUUCUGAGCAAUACCAAUACUCUACCAUAAUGUCCCACCCUUACCCAUCGAUGAAUGCCUCAAAUCUUGGACAAGCACGCCAGAAUACUCAGCAAAUAACCGAGCAACACUAUGUCACAAUGUCUAUUUCGCCUCUCCCCGCCACCGACAUGGCGUCUCACUCAAUGUCGCAGAGCUCGACGACCCCCGAAGACGAGCUCAUAGUAUCUAGACGUUUAUAUCAUCACUAUCAUCCGAAUACAACGCCAAUCCUUGAUUCACGUUUCCCCGGUCAGACUGAUUUUCCUGGCUCAUCAACAUCGGCCAAGAGUUUCGCUCCCACAGGGAAUUCGCUCAUUGCUAACUCACCAAAUCACAACACCACAAACCAAUACAUGGGUUACGGCGUCCCUUUCCACAACCCCCCAAGCUUCCACAGUUCCUACCACAAUACGGUAACAAGGAACAAUAUCCCACCAUCCAGCUCACUGCCAACGCCUCACUUACCGCAAAAUGUCCCUCCCAAUACAGGUCUUGCGUCUUCCAGCUCCUACCCCGAAUCACUCGCCCCUGAUUUUGGGACACAGCAUGGCUCGCAACCAGCUGGUCUUCUAUAUCAGCCAGCCCUGCAUAUGGCACCUUCGCCAUCCAUUCACUCACAAGAUCCCUCUCGCCAUAAUCCACUCGUUUACCUGAGUUCCGGGCGUCGUCGCAAAACUUAUACACAGGAAACUCCCUGCUCGUCGUCCACUACAUUUCAUUGCGACUGGCUUGACGAAAACAAUAAGCCCUGCGUAUUUAAAGGGUCACUGGGUGAUUUAAAGAAGCAUUUCACAAGCAAACAUCUGUCAGGUGCUCAAAACGCGCUAAAUAGAUGCCAUUGGCAAGGUUGCGAGUAUCAAAAACGCGCAGAUCCAACCGUCCACGACAUGCGGCGCGAUAGUGCGUGGCGCCAUGUCCGGGAGAAACAUCUAAAGAUAAAGAGGAAGAGGAAUAUCUAA